GAGAAGUAGAAAAAAAACAGGUUUACUUUACAAGAUGGCUUCAGAUGGAGGGGAAAUUUAUCCUUCCCCUUCCUCUAAAGGAAGAGAAACGUCUGAUUUCCUGAUGAUGAUAGUUCGUACACUUUCAACCAGUGCCGACUUUGAACAAAGAGAAAAGGAGAAAGCAAGAAUUGAGAAAGCUUUUAGACAAAGUGACAAGUGUCUUGGAGAGCUGGUGACAGAGAAUUAUGAAGACCUAACAAGAAUCACACAAGCCUUUAGUACCAUAAGCAAGAAAAUAUAUGAGUCACGUGAUAAGAUAAAGAAGAUAAAAGAAGAUUUGAGCAGCUGUAAAACAUUACUCCAUUGUAAACGGGAUGAACUUCGUCGACUUUGGAUUGAAGGAGUCGAACACAAAACUAUGGUCUCCCUCCUUGAUCAAAUAGAACAAAUCAAGGAGGUUCCCACCAAACUGGAUAACUUCUUGCUGACAAAACACUAUCUUCAUGCCACUAAUUUGGUGGUUCAAGCAGUUGACAAAUUGGAAGACCCAUUGUCAGGAGUGAUGGCCUUAAGAGAUCUGAAGUCAGAGCUGACCACGCGAAAGGCGCAACUACAUGAAGUGCUGAUUGCUGGACUCAAUAAACAAAUCUAUGUGACAGUCCCUGCUACCCAGAAACCCAGCUAUCGACGCACAGACUCUCUCACACGACAGGGGGACUACCCCUCACUGGAGCGUAAGAAACGGUCAGGACAGGAUAUGUUCCCUGCUAUAGAGACAUAUACCAGAGAGGAGAUAAAAGAGGAUUUGAACUCUAACCCAGAAGAUAAUCCCUCUCACUUCAUUGCUCUCUUAGUUCAAUCUCUCUUUGUCCUGAAAAAAGUUCCAGAAGGAGCUGAGGGGUUGAAGGUGAGGAUACAACCAGAGUUGUCUGCUAUAGUAGCCAGAGCCUCACAGCAGGUGGUGGAAAAUUCUUGCCAACAGGGGGAAAUACUGGCUAAUAAUAACCAGCCAAGAUUUCUACUGGAAUUACUUAUGAUAGUAUUUCAACAGUUCCGCUUGGUUGCACACAUGCACAAAAUGGUCUUGCGUAACCUUAAUCGAGUCAUUCCAACUACAGCAGAGCAACAAGAGGAGAAAUCUGGUGUCCUGAUCCGUGGAGAACAGAUGUAUGAUAUGACAGAUGUUUGGUCCAAAAUACAAGCUGUGAUUGAGUUGCUACUGCGUGAAUACCUUGAUGUACAAAAUACUGCUGCCUCACGACAACGUGCCCCCAGCAGCUUUGACGAACCCAGUACUGAUAUCAGCCAAUACUUCUCAAAGAAACGCCCAAACAAACCAAAAAAGCCAGCCCUGUUCCGUUUUGAUGCAUCAAUUCAUGCCAUGAGCACCAACAGUUAUGUUGAGGAUAGUAGAGCGUUUGAUACGAGUGACAUGUUUAACGCCAGUAUGUUAGCUGAGAUGGGACUAGAGAAACACCAGAUGGUCUGUAAGCCAAGUGUCUACAAUAUCACAGCCAUCUUUAAACCACUACAGGAUUUUAUCCGGGAGGUAGAAGAUGCUAUUGCCUGUAUGGAUGGAUCGUCAAGUCUUCAGGCCUUUGUUACAGACUUUGUCCAGGAUAUCUUCCUUGGUCAAGUCCACUACUCUGUCAGAAACAGCAUAGAAGCUGCUACAAUAGUGGAUGAGGAAGAACAGUGUUUUGAUUCUCUUCGUCAUGUUGUUGAUCAUAAAACACAGAAAGACCUUGGUGUUUCACGGCCCUUACUUACAAGCACGGUGAUUGUGGAUAAAAAUAUACAAGACUUACAGGAGUUAAUGCAAGAUCUGCCUACAUAUGCUGACCAAUUCCUCAACAUGAUCUGUAAUAUACUUAAGGAUUAUCGUGAUACCUGUCACACUGCAUACAGAGGUAUGGUUCAGAAUGACACAGAUGAGAAGCGAAUGAUUAGUGCUAUGUGGGCAAAAGAUGAGGACAUCAGCAGAUUUCUGAGGUCUUUGCCAAGUUGGCAAGUUUUACAACCAAUGGAGGGUCAGGACCUGAACCAGGCUAUGUGUUCAGAGGAAGAAAUGAGGACUUUGAACUCCAAGGAGGUGAACAUGCUCAUUAGCAAUCUGUCCUCAUCAGACUCCAUGAUUCCCCAGCAGGAAAUUAUCACUGACUCCACACAGAUGAGGACCAUCGCUAACUACCAUCAGAGUCUAGAGUGGUUUACAGGGAGAUUGGGACAGUUUGCACAAUCACUGUCUUCUAAGUCAGAUAAACAAGGCAUCCAGAAAUCUUCAAAAUAUCCACCAGUAUCUCACAAUGCUUUAGAGUCCUUGAACACACUGGAGAAAGAUUUCCAGGAUCUGGCUGAAAUCUGUCUACUCCUGUUACACUUAGAAGUCAGAGUUCACUGCUUCUACUACCUGGAACUAGUUACCAGGAAGUCAAACUAUGCUGGACCUAUUGAUGACCUUGACCCAGACUCCAAUGUAUUGAAGUUAAACAAAGAUCUGACAGCUAUGGAGGAGAUGAUGUCACAGAGUCUGCAGCCUAACAAAUUCAAGUAUAUAUUUGAAGGCCUGGGAUUCCUGGUGGCUUCCAUAUUGAUGAACAGUAUCCAAUUUUUACCAAAAAUCAACGAGAACGGCAUAAAGAAGAUGUGUCGAAAUCUGUUUGCUAUCCAACAAAACCUGACCAACAUUUCAAUGUCCAGAGAAACUGACCUGGAUAUGGCUCGGCAAUACUAUGAACUCCUCUACCUCAACCCAGAUGACGUUCUGACAUCUAUAGCUGAAAAGGGGGCCCAGUUUACCUACACAGAAUACUGUCAACUUAUCCAGCUAUAUCACCGGAGUCACCCAGGAGGAGAUCCCAACCAGCUGGACAAACGCAUGCAGAGGCUGAGAGAGAUCAUAGAGAAAGGACAAAACGGAGUGGCCUGAGACUGAUCAUCCACAAUUAAUUAUAUGUGUCUGGGAAAUAAACUGUCCACUGUAGUAGAACUAUUAUGAAACUACUAGUUUGUAUGGGGUGAUGAACCAGUGAUUAGUCCAAAAUGAUAUUGUCCUGGUGAUGAACAAAAGGGUACACAAAAUAUUGUUACACAGCACCAUAGAAAUACUCUAGUGAUAUGGACAGGUCUGCUUUCCAAGUUCCAUAACUCUGUUUUAGCUAAAGCCCAUGGAAAACAACAGUAAUGUGCCCACAUUUCCUUCAAUUAACAACCACCUCUCCUGAUGUUGACGCAAAUGCACAUGUGAUAGUAGCUAAUUUAAACUAAUUUUCUUGAAAAUAUUUUUGUUAGGAAGAGGGCUAUGCUUGAUUCAUAGAAACAAAGUGAAUUGAAAACAAAAGCUUUAUUAUCAUGAGCACACAUAUUCUUGUCAUAUACCACUUGUAGAAUGCUCGAAGGAAAUAUUCCUGGAAGAAAGGUCUGUGAUACUCCCACAGUAUUACAAGAGAAUGUGGAGGCUCUCCUUCUGCUGUGUAUUGAGAUAUCAGUAUCCUCUCCUUUUGAUGAAAUGGGAGGAAAUGUUUAUAUUUGAUAGAUACGAUAUGUUUGCUAUAGCUCAGUUGUUUUAUACGAUAUGCAGCAGUCUGCUGUAUUGAAGGCUUUUAAGAAAAUCACUUGAUACAGUAUAUAUUGUUUGGUACCUCCCACAAUAUUUUACAUUCCAAUAUUUACUGAGAAUUGUGUUAUUAACUUCAGUUCUACUGUUGGAGACAAUUUAGUAUGUGGACAGAAAAUUUGUUGGUAUCAUUUUUUUCUGGGAUUACCAAAAUCCACCAAAUUACACUUUCUAGAUAAUUCUCUAUAUAUCAUGUGGAAAAUUGGAUUUUUCUGUGAAGUCAUCUCUUGCCAAAAGUAAUAACAUUGAAUUUUGUCAUUAUAUACAUUCAUUUCCUCUUACUAUGUCAUACCAUAAGAACUGGGAAAAGAUUAAUAAUAAUAUAUAUAAAUGGCCCCAAUCAGAACCAUUUGAAUUAGAAGUGUUUGGUUAUGAAAUAAAGAUGGACCUGGUGACCUUUUAAUUCUUAACUCCUACUUAAAGUUGUGUUUUAGUUCCAAGGUUUCUGUCAGGAUUUAUGCCUGAAAUAUUACACCAGAAAAAAAAACACAAAAACAUAUUGUAGAACUCUUUUUUUUAUAAAAGAUGAUAUAAUAUUACUGAGAUAACAUACAUCCUUAAUGCAUAUUACUAAUGGGAGGAUAUCUAUAUUGUCAAGGGGAAUAACUGCGCUGUCACAGAUGGUUGUUUAGCCUAAGUGGAUUGUCUGGCGUGUAGUAUUAGUGUUCAGAAUACAGGUUUAUGUUAGUUUCGUUGCUGUUGCUUCCAGAUCUGUUAUUUAUGUAUGUUGUACCUGUAUUUUGCGGCAGGUAUUAUGUUUAACAAAAAUUACCUGUUGGUGUUGUGUAGUGCCUGAUCCUUGAUAGAAAUAAACAUAAUUACCGAGUAAGCUUUCUGACAUGCCAGUGCUAAAAUUUCUCAGUUUUCACUAUCUGCAUUAAGAAGUCAAAUACUUUUAGGAAGUAUGUCAAAGCAGGUAUAGGUGUGUACUUGCCUACUUUAUUUACUUAAUAUUGUCAUUAUGUAUUUAUGUAUACUGGUCCCAGUUUCAUGAAUUUUAUGAGAUUAAAGGAAUAUUCUGAUGUUUAUACUGAUGAAAGCUGGGUUUGGGAAGCAUUCGUAGGUAUUCCUGAACUUCAAUGCUUUUAAAUAAAAGAAUUAAGAAAUUUGUGAAACAGGGGCCUGGUGCUUUAAGUGCAAUAUUUGAUAUUGAGUCAUACUGAGUCAGUAUUUUUUGUGAUAUGUGAGAAUUUAUUAUUUAUAUAAACACAAGUUUGACUAAAUAAAGAAAUAAAGAAGACAAUUGGUCAGAUAUUA
Molecule: messenger RNA, 4855 nt
Organism: Ylistrum balloti
Lineage: Eukaryota; Metazoa; Mollusca; Bivalvia; Pectinida; Pectinidae
Product: exocyst complex component 4-like
Exons: 28
Coding region: 35-2911 (958 amino acids)
Biological process (GO): Golgi to plasma membrane transport; chemical synaptic transmission; exocytosis
Cellular component (GO): exocyst; growth cone membrane; synapse
Source: RefSeq, a predicted model, not a curated record